Adineta steineri is the source of this 2598-nucleotide messenger RNA. The record is from the annotation of a GenBank genome assembly. Lineage: Eukaryota; Metazoa; Rotifera; Eurotatoria; Adinetida; Adinetidae.
AUGGUUAUUGCUAAUUAUGGCGACAAUACCAUUAGUGUUAUUCUCGGAUAUGGUAAUGGAUCUUUUACAAAUCAGACAACCUAUUUAACUGGUUCGAAACCAUACUGCUUAGCUAUGGGUGAUUUCAAUAACGACAAACAAUUAGAUAUCGUUGUAGGCAGUUAUUAUAGUUUUAAUGUAGGUGUUUAUCUUGCAUAUGGGAAUGGUUCUUUUACACAACAAAUUACAUUUUCAGCUGGUAAUAGUCCAACAUCUUUAGCUAUUGCUGAUGUCAAUAAUGAUACUCGACAAGAUAUUAUUAUUGCCAGUAUUAAUCUUGCAAGUGUACUUGUUCUUUGUGGAGAUGGUACUGGUAAUUUUCCAAAUAAUAUGUUAUUCAAUACUGGCGCUCCUGCAUACUCUGCAGCUGUUGGUGAUUUCAAUAAUGAUGCUCGAGUCGAUAUUGUCGUUGGUAAAAAUGAUAGUAAUAGUGUUAGUAUAAUAUUGCAGUUUAAUCGAGGAGCACUUGAAUAUGAAAUGAAUUAUGCAUCUGGUGGUGGUUCUAGUUUACGAUCUUUUGCCAUUGCUAAUCUAAAUAAUGAUACUCAUUCAGAUAUUAUUGUUGCUAAUUAUGGUACUGACGACGUUGGUAUUCUUUUUGGGUAUGGAAAUGGUACUUUUAUGCAACAGAUCAUGUUUGACAUGGGUUCAAAUUCUCGUCCAUCAUCCAUCUCUAUGAAUGAUUUCAAUGGUGAUACUUAUUUAGAUAUUGCUGUAGCAAAUUAUGGUACACAAAAUCUAGGAAUGUUACUCGGAAACGGAAAUGGUUCAUUUACAAUUCAAACAAAUUAUUUAGAUAAUAUGAUUUUUAAUCCUAUUGCUAUUGUUUCUGGUAAUUUUAACGAUGAUAAUCGAUCCGAAGUUGUUGUUGCAUAUGAUGGAAGUGAUAAUGUUGAUAUAUUUAUUUCAUACAAUACUGGAUCCUUUAUAAAUCGACAGACAUUUCCAACGGGUUCAGUUCCAUUUGCGAUAGUUGCAGCUGAUUUUAAUAACGAUCAUCAAUUGGAUAUAGUUACUGCCAAUUCUAAUGAUAAUACCGUUAGUGUACUUCUUGGGUAUCGAAAUGGGUCUUUCACAAGUCAAGUAACAUAUGCAACUGGUUCUAAUCCAUAUUCUGUAGCAGUUGGUGAUUUCAAUAAUGAUACCUACUUAGAUAUCGUUGUUAGCAAUGGUGGUAGUAACACCGUUAGUGUACUUCUUGGGUAUGGUAAUGGAUCUUUUACCGAUCAAAUAACAUAUUUAACUGGUCCUUAUCCAUAUUCUAUAGGAGUUGGUGAUUUUAAUAACGACAGUCGACUAGAUCUUGUUGUUGUCAAUGCUGAUAAUAGUUCAGUUAGUGUACUUGUUGGAUAUGGAAAUGGUUCAUUUGCAAAUCAAAUUCGAUAUUCAACUGGCUACGAGCCACGAUCUAUAGCUGUUGGUGAUUUUAAUAACGACGAUCGAUUAGAUAUUGUUGUUUCUAAUUUAAAUGAUAAUACCGUUAGUGUUCUUCUUGGAUAUGGCAAUGGUACGUUUGCAACACAAAUGAUUUAUUUAACUGAUGCAACUCCACAAUUUGUAACUGUUGGUGAUUUCAACAACGAUAAUCGACUUGAUAUUGUUGCUGCCACUUUAGGUGUAAAUACAAUGACUGUCCUUCUCGGAUAUGGCAAUGGAUCUUUUCAAAUGAAACAGUCGUAUCCAACUGGUGUACUUCCAUUAUCUAUUGGUACUGGUGACUUUAAUAAUGAUACUCACUUGGAUAUUCUAAUUAUCAAUUAUAGUAGCAACGAUUUCAGUAUUUUUCUUGGGUUUGGGAAUGGAUCUUUUAAUACUCAAAUCCAAUAUUCAACUGGUUCUUCACCAGCAUCUGCAGCUAUCGGUGAUUUUAAUAAUGACAGUCUGCUCGAUGUUGUUGUUGCUGAUUCACAAGAUAACAAUAUCAUGAUAUUAUUUGGAAGUAUCAAUGAAAAUUUUGUAAAAUAUACGACGCUUCCAAUUAUAAAUGGUUCUCAACCACAAUCUUUUGCUAUUGGUGAUUUAAAUAAUGAUACGUAUAUGGAUAUUGUUAUUGCUAAUUUUGGUAUUAAUACGAUUGGAAUUUGUCUUGGAUAUGGUAAUAUUUCUUUUUCAAAUCAAACAACAUAUUCUACUGGACCGAAUUCUUUACCAUCUAGUAUCGCACUUGGUCAUUUCAAUAAUGAUACUAUACUCGAUAUUGUUAUUACUAAUUCCGGUUCUGAUAAUAUCGGUAUAUUUCUUGGAUUUGGCAAUGGUUCGUUUGGAAAUCAAACAACUUAUUCAACUGGUUCGUCUUCACGUCCAUAUUUCGUAACUGUUGGUUAUAUUAACAACGACGCUAAACUUGAUAUUGCUGUUACUGAUAAUGCCAACAAUAAAAUUGGUGUCUUUCUCGGCUUUGGUAAUGGUUCAUUUGAACAUGUUAUUUUCUAUGCAAUAAAAUAUGGAUCUAAUCCAUUUUCUAUUCUUAUGGAUGAUUUUAAUAAUGAUAAAAAAUUAGAUUUUGCUAUAGCAAAUAGUGGAACGGACAAUUUAAAUAUUCUUUUACAAACUUGUUAA